Messenger RNA from Chara braunii, 1764 nucleotides. NCBI's taxonomy places the organism in Eukaryota, Viridiplantae, Streptophyta, Charophyceae, Charales, Characeae. The record is from the annotation of a GenBank genome assembly.
AUGAUAACGCCAUCGUCGCUCUCUAUCACCUGCCCGCAUCUUGCUAUCGACCUCGUUUCCCCAUCUGCAGCACCGAAGCUUGCCUACAACUUGACGGUUGUCCUUCCGCAGGCUAGCGCGCAAGUUUCCCCUUGCCAUGGACUCUAUGCCCGACUCGUCAGCGGCCAAUGACUGGGACGAUGUGUCCUUCCUCGCUGUCUUCACCCUUCUGCAGUGGUUAAACCAUACGAACGUGGUGGCGAUGGCGGUGCUGGAAGCUGCGACUGCGUUGCCCAUCUGUCUGCCAAGCAUGUCGCCCGGCCUGUUGAUAUUGGCAAGCACCGUCAUGCACGGCAUUUCCUUAACGGCCAUGGCUGCAAGUGCAUUCGUCCAACGCAUGGAUGAUCGCCGUCGGGUUUGGGUAAUGGAACGAAGCGGGGGGGUGUGGAAGGACCUGCAGAGAGAGGGGGGAAGGCACGAAAAGGUGUUUCAGCGUUUUUGCAGACUUCCUCCGCCAUUGUUCAACGAGGUGUUAGCGCGCAUAGAUCCUCACAUCCAGCGUCAGACAACGAAUUGGAGGCAGCCGAUUCCCGCUGGUCAGAAGUUCGCUUGCGCGCUAAUCAGGUGGGCAACAGGCGGUUUUUACCGGCAGUCCGCCCACGGUUUGGGCCUUGGUUUGGCGACCACGCUGCGAAGCAAUGUUGACGUGGCCGACGCCAUAAUCAAGGAGUAUGGCGAACUGGUGCAGUUCCCGUCCGACCAGAAGCUGCAAGACACGCUUGACGCUUUCGAACGGAAAGGCUUCCCGGGGUGCGUCGGAGCGAUAGACUGCACCCACGUGUACAUCGAGAAGCCCAACAACRAGCGUGGUGAGUGCUUCUACGACCGCAACGGGCAGUUCUCCAUCGUCGCGCAGGUGGUCUGCGAUGAGAACUGCCGUGUCAYRAGCGUUUUCGUGGGUUGUCCAGGUUCCGYGCAUGACAGUCGGGUGYUGCGGGUGUCUCCGCUGCACAGGCAGGCACAAAGUGGCAGCGGCGUGUUYGGCACAGGCGGGGAGGUCCUUCGAGGAGGUCGGAACAUUGRAAGGUAUCURCUGGCGGAUGCCGGGUAUCCCCAGUUGCCUUGGCUUAUGACUCCGAUCGGAGGCWCGAGCAGGACAGCGGCUGAACGAGUGUACGAUGACUGCCACACCUCGGCGCGUUCGUGCAUAGARCGGACGUUCGGUAGGCUAAAGGCAGUGUGGAGGAACUUCGUGAGGAGGCAGAUUGCCAACAUGGCAACUCUGCGGAAGGARUUUAUGRCCAUAUGCAUCCUCCAUAAYAUAAUGGUGGACAGGAGGGUGCAGGUCGAUCCCGAGAUAUUGGACGAUGACRGUGAMGGGCCGGACGUGKAAAGCAGGCSUCGCCGUAGGCGGGGGGGCAGGCGUGAUCGRCCUGYAYGACGCCCUCSUCCGCCGGAGGAGGACGCUGCAUCAGCGCUGGAGAUGGGGAAGGAAUUACGCGAGUGCCUUGUGCAGCACGUGUGGCAUCAYARCCGUGUCCAMGGUGCUCCUCAGCCAAACCCGUGGGGUCGUUGAAGUCCGUUWUUUUAUAUAAUUUUGAAUAGUUGUUCAAGGACGACCACUGCGUCUGUYUYUYUCUCUCUCUCUCUCUCUCUCUCUCUCUCUCUCUCUCUCUCUCUCUCUCUCUGGAAAUGCGAUUGUGAUUGUGAACGGUCUUCUCAUAUGCAUGUGAUUACUGAAUUGUGUCCCCAUGAGCGUGUGCAGAAUGAAAUGUCUCCCCAUCU